Messenger RNA from Penaeus monodon (black tiger shrimp), 4091 nucleotides. RefSeq names its product protein ST7 homolog. The coding region runs from base 684 to 2210 and encodes 508 amino acids. Gene Ontology annotation, molecular function: protein binding. The record is from RefSeq and is a predicted model, not a curated record. Lineage: Eukaryota; Metazoa; Arthropoda; Malacostraca; Decapoda; Penaeidae. The transcript is spliced from 13 exons.
CAUUUCGGAAUAAUUUAUUUGCGAUCCGUAGAGCGGCAAUAGUUCAGCGGCUGUAAUUAAUGAGGCCCCGAGAUGCUGGCCUCGCCUGCUACCUGUUGAGCCUCUGUAAAUCGGGACAGGAAGGCCUUUGUACUUGCAAAUCUCGCCAGAAGUCAUCGUAGAGCGAAUGGCCUGAGAACGCCUGCCUCCCUCCCCUGCCCUCCCCUCCCCGGCCGUCUGCGAAACGCCGCCACAACAAAACUGGCCGCCGCGUCUGCUGUAUCCCCGGGUCUUGCUCUUACCUCCUCCUCCGCCGGCGUCCUCUGCGUGGUGUGGUGCGUCCGCCGCCGCGUCCCAGGGAAGAGAUCCUGUCGGGCCAUGGCGUGGCUGUGAUCCGGGGGAGCGAGAGCGUGGGCUCGGUCGAAGCGCCGAGGAACGGAUCCUUGCGGGGACUACCGAUGUCCUGUGCCAGUGCCAGGCUCCCUUGCCGCCGCCGCCGCUGCUGCUGUUUCCGUGUCCAUCGCGCUUGAGCACACACUGGGUGACUGGUGGCAAGCAGUUACCUCGAGCGACCGACAUUAAAGCAAUACAGUGAAGUGUAAGUUGCCCCCACUGGCCGGGACAAGAACCAGCGGGGCCUCGGCUCGGUCUGACUGACAGCUGUGAGGAACCAGCCAGGACUCAGCUGUGGAACCUUCGCAAGGAUGCUGGACUCCACUGUAUUCCUGUCAACACUUACACCAAAGUUCUAUGUGGCCCUUACAGGAACCUCAUCUCUUAUCUCAGGCUUAAUACUAAUAUUUGAGUGGUGGUACUUUCGAAAAUAUGGAACCUCGUUCAUUGAACAGGUGUCCCUCAACCACCUCAGUCCAUGGAUUGGGGGUGGUGAGAACACCACCACAGAAAACACCAAUACCAAUCCCAACAAUAACAAUAAUCAACAAAGUGUACCAGAGUGUAAAGUGUGGCGGAAUCCGCUGAAUCUUUUCCGAGGUUCUGAGUACCAGCGGCUAACAUGGUCAACCAAGAAGGAACCCCUGACAUACUAUGACAUGAACUUAUCUGCACAAGACCACCAGACAUUCUUCACUUGUGAGGCAGAUGCAGGGAAGCCAGAAUAUGAAAUAAUGCAGACAGCCUGGAGAGAAAGAAACCCAGAGGUACGCAUCAAGUCGGCACAUUCUGCCUUGGAACUAAACCCCGAGUGUGCCUCAGCAUACAUUCUCUUAGCUGAGGAGGAAUGCAACUCCAUUGUGGAGGUGGAGAAAAUGCUUAAAACAGCAUUGAAAUAUGCUGAAGUAAAUUAUAGAAAGUCACAAACUACCCAGCAUCAAAGUCCAGUUAUGGAAGCUUUGCACAGGCGGGACAGAAAUGUAUUUAUUUACAUAAAAAGACGACUUGCCAUGUGCGCAAGAAAACUUGGCAAGAUGAAAGAAGCAAUAAAGAUGUUCAGGGAUUUAACAAAGGAAGUGCCUCCAAUUAUGAAUGUCUUAAACCUACAUGAAAAUUUGUUAGAGGCAUUACUUGAGGUUGGUGCAUAUGCUGAUGCACAAGCUGUUCUUGCAAAAUAUGAUGACAUUGCUCUCCCAAAGUCUGCAACUAUAUGUUAUACAGCAGCACUGCUAAAAGCAAGAGCAGUAGCAGAUAAAUUUUCUCCAGAUAUAGCAAGUAAACGUGGUCUCACAGCAGCAGAAAUGGCAGCUGUAGAAGCCAUUCACCGUGCUGUAGAAUUCAACCCACAUGUACCAAAGUACUUGCUGGAGAUGAAGCCACUUAUUCUUCCUCCUGAGCAUAUUCUUAAAAGAGGAGAUUCUGAAGCCAUUGCAUAUGCCUUCUUCCACCUCCCACACUGGAAAAGAGUUGAAGGAGCACUGAACCUCCUGCAUUGCACAUGGGAAGGAACAUUCCGUAUUAUUCCCUAUCCUCUGGAGAAAGGACAUUUGUUUUAUCCUUACCCAACUUGCACUGAAUGUGCAGAUCGGGAGCUUCUGCCAUCUUUCCAUGAGGUGUCUGUCUACCCAAAAAAGGAGUUGCCAUUCUUCAUUGUAUUCACUGCAGGGCUUUGCUCCUUUACUGCAUUAUUGGCUCUCUUAACACACCAGUAUCCUGAGCCCAUGGGUGCUCUAGCCAAGACACUUCUGAGCUGGUGGUAUGUCCCAAUCCAGUAUGUUCUGGAGAAACUGGAAGCGGUUCUGCCAUCAAACCUUCUUCAUCAUCUAUCUCGAAUUUGACCACCAUACAAUAGAUUGAAAAUUGUGGCCAGGGACUCAAGCUUGCAACAUCACAUAUUUUUCCCACAUAUGAUAGAGUCUGAAUCACUUCAGUAUUUUUAUGGAAUAUGAUUUAAUUUAUUGAUGAUACAGGAGAUCAAUGACCUAAGUGAGAAACAAAAGAUUAUGGCAUUCAUCUUCAUUAGAUUUGUAUCAAGGGCUCACUAAGCUUAUUUUUGCACAAUAUGUAUGUGAUUUAUGAUGUAGAGCCACAAAUAGUACUUAAAUAAACUUUAUUUUAAAGAUAAAUUAUCUGGUAGAAACUAAAGCGGCAAAUUACUGGAGAUGCAUAGAACUUUGCACAAAACAAUCAUUAGAAAAUUACUUGUCAAAAUACAUACUGAUGAGAAAGUUGUUAGUUUCAAAGAUAAUGCAGCUAGAGUUCUUUUUUCUUUUCUGUUUCCUCACACUUUCUUUGGGAGUUAUUGAACUUCUCUGAAGCAUAUGAGUUUAUUCUUUUAUCACUGAUAUAAAUUCUUAUCUACGAAAAGAAAUUGGUAGAAGAAUGCAGCGGUGGUUUACAAAUUUUGUCCUGUAGAAGUAGAUAUUACAGUUGUAGACAUUUGUUUUGGAUUUUUAAAGCAGUGGAAUCACAUAAAUUUCAAAUGAUGCAUUAGAAUGUAGCUUUUACUUAUGUUCUGUCAGGUUUCAUUUUUCUUUUCUUGCUAACACAUAAAAAAAAUUCUUGAUAUGUAUAAAGCAUACUUGUUUUUGUUUUUUUUAAUACAGUUUUAACACAAAAGUAAUCGUGUAAAAUGAGAAUAAGGGAGUGUUUUUCAGAGCAGUUUGUUAUUUUAGAGAUCUCAUGCUUCUGUUAGGAUGUAUUUGUCAUUACUGAAUUUCAAAGCAACUCGUAUUGGACAUUUUUUAUUGGUUUAUUUUUUUAAGCAGACCAGGCAAAAGAAGGCUCCCCAAUAUGUGAUCAGAAUGUAGUCUUUUUUCACUCCUCUUCCCUCACUAUAUUCCUUUUUUUCUCAGUUUUAUUAAGCAAAUUAAAUUUCUUCUUCUUCUUCAAGAAUACGCACUAAACUUUCUCAUCAACCUCUGAAACGUGAAUCUUCAGAGGUUAAGGAAAUUAUUAAAGUGCAUGAAGUAACAACUGUACAUCAGAUUAUUUCAAGCCUUUCAUUCAAUAAAGCAAAGGGAUGCUAUACGACUUUUUACUGUGAUUAAUAUAUACAUAUACACUUGAAAUGAUGGGUAAGAUACAUUUUUCAGCAAUCAAAUUGGUCAGAUGUAUUGCAAAACUUUGAAGAGACAUCUCACAGUGUUUUCUUGUUUGCUAGUUAUUCCAAGAAAAACUUUUGUGGUUUCAGACUUUGCUAUAAUAUAAGAAGGCUCUCAGAAUAAGCAUUGAUAAUGACUGGCUUGUAAUAUAUAUUUAUCUGUUCAGCAACAUUUUUUUUUUUCCAAGGUUUCUUUCUCUCCUUCCCCACCUGACCCCAAUAUUUACUUUGUGGAAGUAGCUUUUCAAAGGUUGUACUUGUUUUAUUUCAUUGCUCAAAUUGCAUUUGUUGAUAUUUGAAAUACUAGGACAAUAGCACUAGUUCUGUCAUCUUGAUGAUGUCAACUUUCCUUAAUGUGGAAAACAAAAAAGAGAAAAAAAAACAGAUUGCACCUUUUCUAUUUUAUUCAUGUGCAUCAGAACUUCCAAGUCAGUCUUAUGUUUUUUGAUCAAGACCUCUGAAAUACAGCCAUAACAGUACAUUUAUUAUCCAACUUAUGAUUUUGAAGGUUGCUUGAAAAGACUAUACACUGCUGCAUAUAUACAAGAUCUGAAUUUUUUCAGGCGGAUGGUUAUUGUACACUAUCAUGACAAAUUAUGACUUUACUUUUGCAUUA